AUGGAUUAUCAGCGACAACUAUUAGAGGAGUUAAUGGCUCCUUACGAAUCGUCAGCAAAACAUAACUUUUGGGAUGACAGCGAGGCACCAGAACGUGGAAAGUAUGGAUAUGAAAUCAAAUUCUACGACUAUUUACAAUCGCUGUGUAAUGACUUGGACAAAAAAAUUCGAAAGGGGAAUGAUAGGUUAAACGUCCGUCCGGAUGAUACGCUUUUAAAUCCUAAUAAAGAUGAAAAGGAAGAAAGGAUGAUUAUAUUAGAUAUAAAAAUCAAAGAAUUAUUAACAAAGAUUGAGGAAGCAGGUGAGGAAGGACGCGUUCAAGAAGCACAAACUUUGACUAAAGAAGUAGAAACGCUUCAAAAAGAUUUGGAUUUCUUGAAAAACAGCGACGAUUCAAACCCAUUAUUUAAACAAGAAAGAAGAAUGUUAGUUUGUGAAGUAUGUGGAGCUUUUCUGGUGACAAACGAUACGUCUAAUCGUAUGGACGCUCAUCUACAAGGAAAGCAACAUACAGGAUACAAGCAGAUUCGUGAAACUCUUCAUGAAUGGAAGCAAUCACGAUCACAUUCAUCUCGCGAUUCAAGUCGUGACCACCGUCGAGAUUCAUAUGUUCGGCACGAGCCGUACCCUCGCAACCGUAGAGAAAAGUACAGAGAAUAUCGACGUGACGAGAGAGAUUAUCCAGAGAGAGAUUAUGAUGAUUAUAGUCGUAGGAGAAAUGGUAAAGAUUAUCGACGCGACCGAGACGAUCGAGGUCGUCGAUAUUACGAUGAUUGA
Racocetra fulgida is the source of this 777-nucleotide messenger RNA. Lineage: Eukaryota; Fungi; Glomeromycota; Glomeromycetes; Diversisporales; Gigasporaceae. The record is from the annotation of a GenBank genome assembly.